AUGCAGCGUGUGAGCGCAGGAGGCGAAUUUCGUCCCGGAGACACGAAUCUGGAGAGUUAAGGCCAUAAUCGAUGAGAGGCUUCAACAUUCCUCCGUUCCUUGUAGUAUCAAUCGUCCUCAGAGUAAUAGUAGAGCAACUUCCUUGUUCAUCGUCCUCGACCUCGUCUAAGAAAGCGACUACCUGGGUCUCUCUUUGUACGAUGAGCUACCAACGGGAAAGGUAUCGAUACCUCAGUUUGAGGACAUGGCGAAGCAGCGUCUCAAAGUUCUCCACAUAAUUGACCGUCUUGCGACGCCAAACAGGCCGGUAGGGAAAGAGCUCGACGAAAGUACUAGGAGUUACAGUUAUUUGCUUAUUUGAUGCAACUAUUCUGUACUUCUAAAACGAUGAUCAUCUUGAUCUAUCAGACAUGUUGAAAACAGUAGUAGAAGUUAAUUUGUCAUCCGUAGGGCAGUAGCUGCUGGAAGAACAUCAUCGUGAUCAUUAAUAUUCCCUCUUUUGUUAUUAUUCUCAUUAAUUUGAUUCUUUACCUUUUCCUUUGUUUUCCAUAGUUUUGAAUUUCUAUUGCCGAGUAGAUUCGCAUCAUCAAUUUUGAAUUUCUAUUUUCAUGCUAGAUGCGCAACGCAAGUGCAAGGCAGAGCUAGACGCAGCUGACCUGUGGCUGAAGAUGCCUAAGUUCGACGACGAGGUCGCCGAGUUUGCACAAAAGCGAGAGGUGUAUCGGUAUAGGGACCUUUUAUCACAUCACAUACUGGUAAGGCUAGAUGCUACUGGUAUAAGGCUAGUUUCGCUUGGAACAUCUCCUUGGAAAUAGUCGCUCAUCACUCUUUAGUGCUAGAACAUCUCUUAGGACUUAGGUAAAGGUACUCCUUCUAAUCCUCCGACUCGUUUUCUGUCGCAACCGAGAAGCACGGCAGUGGUUCUGCACACAAGAGGGUCGCCUCUUCGCGCUUCGAAUACAGGAACUGAGUGAUCCCGCGAAGUACGCGUUUUAUGUAUGCCGAGACACUUAGAAUCAAUUAGAAUAAGAAUACCGUAUCGUAUCACUAGCUGCUUUCGAAAGGACAAACUUUUCUACCAAUAUAGUAUUAACAUGACACAUCAACAUUAACUAGCUUCUAACUUGUUCGUGCACUUAUAAUUUGUUUCUUAGGCUCGAAGAAGGUGCAUUACAGAGAUUCGUUGAGGCUGAUGUACUAAUACUUGCACAAAAACUAAAACUUGUUGGAGUCUACGCAGAUCUUUUGCGAGCAAGAAUGGGUGAAUGAAUAAAGUCAUCUUGUUGACGUGCAGUCCAUAAAUGUUCGCCCAUCUCCAUGGUUCUCCUUCAUACUAUCGGGACACGGGGAAUGCUUAUCCACGGUACACAGGCAAGAAUCUUCGGGAGCUUCAUUAUGGUCCUCAGGUGUAUUUCUUAAUAGCGUCUUAUACCAUUUGCAUCUUUACUCACGCUAGUGUAAGUUCCUACUUUUGCUCCCUUCAAAAUAGUAAAUGUAAUGGUCUUCCCGCCGUCUGAGAAGUUCUCAAUGUCUCAGUUGUAGACACGUUUAUUGCGUCUUCUUCUCAGAUAGGGGAAACAAGGUACCGGGGACGAGGUGAGAGUAUGUCGGUGACGAAACACAAGAAUGAGUUGACCAAAUAGGUGAUGAAUUAUGGAAAAAUAAGUAAGCGCUUCUAAGUCUCGGAGGCGACACCAGACGCGAGGAUAUUCGGGGCAAUCCCUGUGAGAUACGAGGAAGAGUUUUUCGAGAUUCCAUUUCUCGCGAUUCAGCCUUACUGGAUCUCCAAGCGCCGAGUGGUCUUGAAAAAAGGCAAAGCCUUCGUGCCGAGAAGUAUAUUCUUGUUUAUCUUCAACUUUGUUUGUCUUGUUUUUGUCUUCGUUUGCUCUGUCACCUGGUGAAGCAACGGGUUCUUAUCAUCGAAGCUUCUUUCCUCCUCUUACUACCACUGACUAACUGCUACCUAACAGGACUACUAGUUCCACUAUUGAUGAUGUCACUAUAAUCAGGUCUGAUGUUGACGCAUGUCGUCGAUAUAUUCAAGAGGAGGCUAAGCAGUGGCCUUGCUUCAGCGUUUGCAGGACUAGACCACGUCAGCCAAGACCGGAGAAUAGCACCAUUCAUACGGGUACUUUGAAGAUUGAGUAACUUGACAUUCGGGUCGUGAUUAAACACGACAUGGAGAUGCCAGUUGAUAUUGAAAUCUAAGUCUAUGUAUGACUUUGAAGAAUUCUUCUAUUUCAAAAGAAAGUUUUUUAUUCCGUUCAACUUUUUUUUCGAUUUUUCAUCCCUUCCAGACUUUGCAAGAGAACGGGCAAAAUUUGUAUAUUGCAAGAGAACCGUCAGUAGCGCAGGGCCCAUCCGAGAAACUGUCACUGGUUAAGGCUAGUUGUACUUUUUCAUCAACAUCCGAGACUCCUCUGUAGUCUGUGAAAUACCUUUGCAUUUCAUCUAUCUAGUAUGUACUUCCUCCAAUACGGAACGAUAUAACUACAGAGGGCAAGAAGAAGCUCCCAAUAGUACACGGCAAAGGCGCAAAGGCUUCUAGUUCGCUCUGCAGCUGUUUUUCACUUACAUUGAAGAAAAGUUCUAAGGUUGCGAAUUUCGAGAUUAUGAUGAAGCGCAGUUUCCCACCGUGCAUGCGGUGGACAGUACAGUAUCAACGUGACUCGAAAAAACGCCUAAAGCAUCAGGGAAAAUUGCAGCUGAGGUACCAAAAGUAACUUCUUUACGAAGGAAUUUGAUUUGGAAUGUCACUAUGAACCUGAGUGAGCGCUACCCCGUAGGUGAAUUAUCGAGGAGAGUGCACGUAUGAAGAAGCAUCCAAGCUUUUAAUUGUUCUCAACAAUGGUGAUUCAAUUUCAAUCAUGUAACACACUCACUCAAUGUCAAACUACAACUUGAACUUCAACUCAAUGGUAAUUAGUAUUCACACUCACUCACCACUGACUCGAUCUUCAGGCCCUUCUUAAGAGAAGCAGGCUUCGACCUUAAAUCGUCGCUGUCUUGGUGGAGGCAGGAGGUCUCGAGGGAUCCCGAGAUGGAUGAAGGAAAAUUCGAGAAGAACUUCGUAUACGACAUAGAGCACGCAUACGGAAAAAAAGGUACUAGUAGUACCUCUAAAAUACCAGAGAGACUAAGUCAGAAGAGAGACUAGGAUAUAUACAACCAGAGAGACUAAGUCAGAAGAAAGACUACGAUAUAUACCAGAGAGACUAAGUCAGAAGUAGAAAGACUAGGAUAUAUAUCAGAGAGACAAAGUCAGAAGAAAGACGACGAUAUAUACCAGAGAGACUAAGUCAAGAAAGACUUCUAGUACAUACACCAGAGAGACUAAGUGAGGAAAGACUAGGAGAUAUACCAGAGAGACUAAGUCAAGAAAGACUAGCAUAUAUACCGGAGAGACUAAGCACGAGAAAGACUAGUAUCUAUAUAUGUUCCAGGGCGCGGGGCGACGCCCCCCCCCCCCGGGGGCCGGGCGCCCUGGGCCCCUUUUUGAGGCGUCUGCCGGGGAAGGAAGGCCGCAAAAGGGGGCCAGGGGGCCACCCCCGUUCCCUUCCCGGGGCUUUGUGUCCCCUGGAGGCCUGGGCACUGGGUGGAAGGCCUCAAGGGGGGACCAAGGGGCUGCCGGCUUCUCGUUUGCAUGUACCCUACAGACUUGCGGGGUUAGAUGGUGGAAGUGCGCGGUUGGUCUUCAGGUUCCCUCCUCUGCUCCCUUUCAGCUGCCUGGCUGUUCCUUAGGCGCCUCCGAUGGUGGUAGGAGGCUUCAAAAGGGGCCCAAGGGACCGCCUGUGCCCCUGUCCAGGUGCUUGCUUGUGCCCUCAGUGCAUCCGUUAGGCUUCGCCGCCGCAGCAGUGCGCCGGCAACGGAAGGCCUCCGAAGACGGCAAAAGGCGAGGGGUGGGACCCCCUGAGCCGUGCCGCCUGUACCCUCCGGGCCCUUGGUCAUCGGCUUGCUUGCUCUUGCGACCGUGGCCGCGGCCGCCUCCCGCCAGCCUGCGAGGGUCAGCAGAGGCCAGGCGGUUCCUUUGGAACACGCUGAGAGAGAGGCCCAAGGGGAGGCCCGCGCCAAGUUUUGACGCCUUCCACCACUAGAACCCGCGAAAAAUCCGCGCGGAGAUGGCCACCACAGCACAGACCACAGGGGGGGAGGGGGGGGCUGUUCGGCCCUGAGUCAUGUAUACCAGAAAGACUGAGCACAAGGAAGACUAGUAUGAUAUAGGACCCAGGGCCGCACGCCUCGCCCUCCCCCCCCUUGUGUUCUGGUCUGUGGUGGCGCGCCCGCGCGCUUUUCCGCGCGCAUUUUUCGCGGAUUUCAGGCGGACGGGCACCCGGCCACCAAUGGCGUUAAAAACUGGCUAAAUAAGUCGGCUUUUUGGGAUCGCGGGGCGCCUGCCCUGGGCCGUUGUGUGUCUGUUUCGUUUCUGGGGUUUUUCUGCCUUUCUCUUGUUGUUUUGUUGGUAUAUUUGCGAGCGACAAGGGGGGCGCUUCUGAGUGUGUUUCCUUUCUGGUACUCUACAGAGGUCCUGCGGAUCUUGAAACCUGCGGCAGCGGAUCAAAAAAGACGACUGAAAAAGUCCCUGUGCUUUUUCGGUCGUUUUUUUCGGUCGGUUCUGGUUCUGUAUGCUUUGGCUGAGUGGCUCGGCUUGAGGGUGCAUGUCUUAGGAGUGUCGGCUGAAGGGGGGUGCAUCGCUGAAGCUGGUCAGGGAGGCGAUAGGCCGUCGGCUUUCGGGUGUGAUUAUUCUGGCCUCCUGGGUGUUUUCGUGCUGCUUUUCAGUGGGUUGGGCUUGUUUGUGUUUGUCUUCUGUUGCUUGGUCGUCUUGGUCCGCCCCUUGUGGAGGAGGGGCCGGGGGCAUUUAGGGGAGUGCCUCUGCCAUUGGGUGCCCACACUGAGCCACGGCCCCGGGGCUUGACGAUUGGCGCAACAGCUCGCGCGGAAGCAAGUGCUGGGCCUCGCACUCGAAGGGAUGGGGGGACCCGGUAGGGGUCUCGUCUGGGCUUGGGGGUGGGGUCCCGGUCGACGGUUAAAAACCGGUUAAAAAACGGUUAAAAUUUUCCGACCCUUUCCGGGGUUGGAAAAAAACGGUUAAAAAAACGGUUAAAAAACGGUUAAAAUUUUUGGUCUUUUUCUCGUGCGAUUUCGCCUAGAAGUCGGCCGCUUUUGCUUUUGGGGUCGGUUUAGAGCAGUCCCGCCGAGUUUUGGAAGGACCUGCCGCCGACUUUUUUAACCGUUCCCAAAUUUGGCGCUAUUUUAACCCUGAACUUUAGCCGUUUUUUUACCCGUGAAUUUUAGCCGUUUUUUUAACCGUCAACUUUAACCGGUUUUUUAACCGGUUCCCGCGGGGUCUUGGGGCGCUUGCCUUCGGGCUGCGCAGCCGUGACGUAGACGGGGCCGCAUCUGACGCACCCGCCGCAUUCCGCUGGCAGGCCUCGAAGCGUGGCGUGGUGCUCGUGCAAGCUCCGCGGGGUUGGCUGGGUGGUGCGCGUGUGGACGUUGAGGCCCCGCGUCGAGCAGUGUCUACCCGAGGUGGGGCUGUAACGUCUACGCCAGUCAGGUUGCGUGGGUCGGGUCGCGUGAUUCUGGAGUGGGCGCCGGGGCCACAGUUCGCUGGCCCCUCGAAGUGUGGCCUUAACGUCCGCGCCGGUGAGCCUCGGGGGCUGGUGUGGUGUCGGCUCUUGGUGUCGGGCCUUUUGUUGGGGUGUCUUUCUCGAAGUGUGUGGGGCCGCUUGCUGGAGGCCGGCCCAGGUGCAUGCGCUAGACCCGCGGGCGCCUGCUAUUGCAUUGUAGUGACACGGGUUCGCCCGGUGGGGUCUUUCGUGGGUCUUUUGUGUCGGGUCGGUUGUUGCCCCCCGGCUGCCAGAUCAGCUGACGCGGGUGCGUUGUGGUGUCUUUCGGUCGGGAUUUUCUCAAAAACCGAAAACUUUAACCAAAGUUUAACCGCAUUUGUUGGCUCGGGAUGUGUCCGCCUGACGGAUUCUAGUGGCGGGCCUCCCCUUGGGCCUCUCAGCGUGUUCCGAAGGGACCGCCUGGCCUCUGCUGACCCUCGCAGGCGGGAGGCCUCCGGGGUAAAAGGCCGCGGUCGCAGUAGAGCAAGCAAGUUGAUGACCAAGGGCCCGUCGGUCCAGCCCCUCGCCUUUUUCGUCUUCAGGGGCCUUCCGUUGCCGGUGCACUGUUGCGGCGGCGAAGCCUGACGGACUCACUGAGGGCACAGGCAGGCACCUGGAUGGGGGCACAGGCGAUCCCGUGGGCCCCUUUUGAAGCCUCCCACCCCCCUCGGGGGCCCCUCAAGUCUGUAGGGUACAUGCAAACGAGAAGGGGGCAGCCCCUUGGCCCCCUUUUGAGGCUUUCUGCCCCCGGCAGGCGCCUCCAAAAGGGGGCCAGGGCGCCCGGCCCCCCUCUAGGGCCCUUUUUGAGGCGUCUGCCGCGGGAGGAAGGCCUCAAAAGGGGGCCCAGGGGCCACCCCCGGUCACUUCCAAGAGCUUUUUGGCCGAGGGAGGCAGGCCUGGGAAGGACGUGCAAGGCCUCAAGGGGGGACCAAGGGGCUGCCGGCUUCUCGUUUGCAUGUACCUUACAGACUUGAGGGGUUAAAUGGUCAUGGUGGAAAUGCGCGGUUGGUCUUCAGGUUCCCCCCUCCGCUCCCUUCCAGCUGCCUGGCUGUUCCUUAGGGGCCUCCGAUGCCAUGGUGGUGGGAGGCUUCAAAAGGGGCCAACGGGACCGCCUGCGCCCCAGUCCAGGCGCUUGCCUGUUCCCUCACUGCAUCCGUGAGGCUUCUCUGCCGCAGCAGUGCACCGGCAACGGAAGGCCUCUGAAGACGGCAAAAGGCGAGGGGCGGGACCCCCUGAGCCGUGCCGCCUGUGCCCUCCGGGCCCUUGGUCAUCGGCUUGCGUGCUUGCUCUUUACCCCGGAGGCCUCCCGACUGCGAGGGCCAGACAGCAGAGGCCAGGCGGUCCCUUAGGAACACGCUGAGAGGCCCAACAAGGGGAGGAAGGCGCCAAGCUUGGACGCCUUCCACCACCAGAAUCCGCGAAAAAUCCGCGCGGAAAAGCCCUACACCGACCAGACCACAGGGGGGGAGGGGGGGUCGUUCGGCCCUGAGUCAUAUUUUCUAGGGCGCGGGGCGACGGCCCCCCUUAGCGGGGACGCCGGGCGCCGUGGCCCCCUUUUUGGGGUGUCUCACUCUCUGCUUUGGGCGGAAGGCCUCAAAAGGGGGCCAAGGGGCCACCCCCGUCCCCUUCUAGGAGCUUUGUGUCCCCUGGAGGCCUGGAAAGGACGGAGGUGGAAGGCCUCAAGGGGGGGCCAGGGGACUGCCGGCUUCUCGUUUGCAGGUAACCUACAGGCUUGAGGGGUUAGAUGGUGGAAGUGCGCGGUUGGUCUUCAGGUUCCCCCCUCCGCUCCUUUCCAGCUGCCUGGCUGUUCCUUAGGGGCUUCUGAUGGUGGUGGGAGGCUUCAAAAGGGGCCCAAGGGGCUGCCUGCGCCCCCGUCCAGGUGUUUGCUUGUGCUUUCACUGCAUCCGCUAGGCUUCGCCGCCGCAGCAGUGCACCGGCAACGGAAGGCCCCUGAAGACGGCAAAAGAUAAGGGGCGGGACCCACUGAGCCGUGCCGCCUGUACCCUCCGGCCCCUUGGUCAUCGGCUUGCUUGCUCUUUACCCCGGAGGCCUCCCGCCUGCCAGGGUCAGCAGAGGCCAGGCGGCCCCUUAGGAACACGCUGAGAGGCCCAAGGAAGGGGAGGAAGGCGCCAAGCUUUGACGCCUUCCACCACUGGAAUCCGCGAAAAAUCCGCGCGGAAAAGGCCACCACAGACCAGACCUCAGGGGGGGGGAGGGGGGGCCGUUCGGCCUUGCGUCAUAUAUACCAGAGAGACAAAGUCAAGAAACCCUAGGAGAUAUACCAGAGCGACUAAGCCAAGAAAGACUAGUAUAUAUACCAGAGAGACUAAGUCAAGAAAGACUAGGAUAUAUACCAGAGAGACUAAGUCAAGAAAGACUAGGAGAUAUACCAGAGCGACUAAGCCAAGAAAGACUAGUAUAUAUACCAGAGAGACUAAGUCAAGAAAGACUAGGAUAUAUACCAGAGAGACUAAGUCAAGAAAGACUAGGAUAUAUACGACCAGAGAGACUAAGUCAAGAAAAGUUUGUAACAUUAAAGUUCUAGAACAAGUAGGAGUAGAGCAAGUCUAAGUCAUCGCAUUUUAGAGCAUUUUUCUGAGGGCCAGGAACUUCUCCUAGUAGAACGAGAAAAGGAAAAAACUACUUACAUAAAAAGUAUAUCUAACGUCUUCAUUGCCACUCUGACUCCACUAGGUCACCUGAAAGGGCAGAAUGCAUUCGGAUGCGCCAGUAUCAUCGGAUUCCCCCUACCGAGUGGCGGCCAGGUCCACGGUUGUCCCUUUAAAGUGAUGGAUAGCGGUAUGCUGAAAACGGUGCUGCAACACUGGCAGGUCCCGUCAGGAGAUAUCGAGGAUAUCACCACUAUUAUGAAAGUAUCCACUUUAUGUUUAUUCUAGAAGGCAUUGCCACUAUCUUACAGAGGAGAUGUUCAACAUUAUAUGAUAGUGCAUUCCUGUAGUUUAGAAUAUUCAGCGUCCAGCAAGUACUAGAAGUACUGUAGUAAUCUCAACGAGACGUGGAUCCGUACACCUUUCAUGAUCAUGUUUACAUUUAUAAUACUAGAAUGGAAUCACUUCAGUACAACAGGCUACUUUCUUAUGGUUUCGGAUUCAACAACUACAACAAGAAUAAUAGGCCACGACGGCUCUGUCUCUAAUACCAAAAGUAGCGGGAAGCAUUAUCAAUUGGCGUGCAAGGAAUUUUUCUGCAAAACGCAUCCUGGCUCUUCAGGCGAAGGUGUCGGUAACCUUCCGCAGCAAUUCUUCGUUGAAUCUGUGAAUUUAAGAAUGCUCGCGAUGUGCUUUUUUUAGCAGUCCUUCUCCUUGGAUAUGUCAUUCUCAAGAACCAGUAGUGGAGUACUAUGCAAUCAUUCAUAGACCACUGAGACCUACUUGUUGCAACGAAUAUCAAUACGAUGCUAGUGCCUGCAUGUGUCUGUGUUACAACUAGCAAUGCCUCGGGUGGAGGGAAAACUAGACUGCCACAAGCAGCCAUCUAUCUAAACUACCUAGUGAAAUCCUAGCUACUUUAACGCCUUGAAAAUUAUAGAGUGUGUUGAGUUGUCCUAGUGGCUUGUCCCAGAAUCAAAUUUUAUGAAUUUAUUUUAUCUUUUUGUACGAGAGAGACCCGUUUAUUUAUCUUGGCUAUACUAAAACUAAAUGUCUUAGGAACUACAUUUCACUACAAGUAUGUGUGAUAUGAUGAUGUUCAAGUGCUCUAAUUCUUUACUACAAUAAUGCUUCGGGUGGAGGGAAAGCAGCUGGCGGUCCCGCGCCGAUGGAGGUCACAUGACGUGAAGUGCGUCGUGUAUUGCAACGCCGCGAGGGACGAGAACAACUACGUUAUGAACAGUCAGCACAUGUAAUUCGAACACAUUAUAAGGACGAGAACAACUACGUUAUGAACAGCAUGUGUACUCGUCGAAAACUGAAAUAUAUUGACGAGUUACUGACUGAAAUAACAGAGUCGUUACUUCUUUAAAUAUUUCGCUUCUUUCAAGUACUUACUUGCUUAUUUCAGUUUAUCGAAUAAUUGGAACACAAUCGAACAGCUGUAAUGCCAAUGUGUUGCGUAGUAACGGUGAAGACUACGUUGUUGGGGCCGUUCUGAAAUUCCAUUUUCAUUAGUGACGUACUAGUUGUACUAGGUGGAGAAGAACGAGUGGUGCCUAUUAUUCACGAGAAAAGAAGCGCAGUCAUGGAUGCACAUGAUGUUGGACAGAAGCAAAAAUUGCGCAGUCUCUAAGAGAAGCAUGUCAUGUCAUGUGUCUCCAAUUUGACCUUGAGACCAGACCCUAGGGGAGCUAAGUCUCUAAAAAGAAUUAAUCACCAAGAAAAAUGGAGACGAUACGGGAAGCGCCAGGAUUCGAGGUAAUGCUUGGAGACGUCGAGUUCGAGGCAGGGUGUGGAGGAGGUAAUGUUUGACGAAGGUAAUGCUUGAAGGUAAUAUUAGCUUCACUUUCAUCAUUCAGAGGUGGGUGUGUUGAGGUUGAGCAAGCAGGGGCUCCUGCUCCUCCUCCUCCUUCUGCUGCUAACUUCAUAAUCUUCUACUGGUAAUGGUAUCAUGGGUCUUCGUCUACUUUCCACCUUUCACGCUACAAUUUAUAUUUUUUUGAUACACGAUUAGCCUCGCCUUCUGCUGUAUGUUUGGUCAAUAUCAAGCUGUGACAGUGACCAACAAUGAAAUUAGAAACUUCCAUUGCUUGAAUAUAGCGACAACGAGAAUGGGAAAUAUCUUCUCAACGAUCUCGCUAUCUCCGACAAAUAAUGUUCAGAGAGACUAAGUACGUCUCUUGUUCACAAUUGCUUAAAUUCCUCUUCAGUUGUCAAAAACUACACCAUCAAGUGCACCCGACGAGCUGCACAAUCAAAAAUGACCAGUGACAAUUAAGACGCAUCUCUUGGUUACUACAACAGAUGAAAAUCUCCAUGAUUAGAUCCGCAGACUGUUAAAAAAUUAUCGCUAAAAAUUAUAUGGAUACUUCUACAUUUAGUUUUACAUAAGUCCUCCAGCGGUAGUGCUAUUAAAUAGAUGUAUGAAAUUAGAUCUUCCUCUCUUCAACGUCAAUCUUCACCGAGGUUGAAGAGAUCUACCUUGAGAAACAUGACGAGAACGGGUGUCCUCCGUGUUCUCAAG
This is a messenger RNA of Amoebophrya sp. A25, 10742 nucleotides long. The record is from the annotation of a GenBank genome assembly. Lineage: Eukaryota; Dinophyceae; Syndiniales; Amoebophryaceae.